Molecule: messenger RNA, 279 nt
Organism: Dibothriocephalus latus
Lineage: Eukaryota; Metazoa; Platyhelminthes; Cestoda; Diphyllobothriidea; Diphyllobothriidae
Source: the annotation of a GenBank genome assembly
AUGGAAUUAUGGAACGAAGUCAUUUACUACGAUUUUGGUAGUCUGGUGAUUGUUUACACGAAUGCUGAGAAGGCCGAUGAAGCCUAUCGACUGCUAAAGAGCAGCACCUUCGAGGAUCGCCCUAUUCUUGCCAUGAUUCUGCCACGAAUUCAACCAGAACGGGUCCUCGAGGGUACUCAGCCACUCCUGGUUUUCGUAAAUGUGAAAUCAGGUGGAUGUCAAGGCCUAGAAUUGAUAACCUCUUUCCGGAAACUGCUAAAUCCACAUCAGUACUGGUAA